Molecule: messenger RNA, 1206 nt
Organism: Cyphellophora europaea CBS 101466
Lineage: Eukaryota; Fungi; Ascomycota; Eurotiomycetes; Chaetothyriales; Cyphellophoraceae
Exons: 1
Coding region: 1-1206 (401 amino acids)
Source: RefSeq, a predicted model, not a curated record
AUGCCACCGAAGAAGCCAUCUCGCCCUCUUCGACCGCGCAGCGGCAAGGAUGCGCAAUACGACAGCGCAUCCAGUUUCUCCGACACAAGUAGCAACGACGACGCUCCAGCCUCUUCUUCUCCUGCAAAGUCCACCACUGCAGGCACUUCUGCGCCCAAGAGAGACCGCAAGAGAACCAUGAACCAGAAGGACAUGGACAAGGAUGCGUCGAAGAAAAGACGCGACGUGGAGGCGACCAUUCGUGGUAGUGCAAUUGCGUACAUCAAGGCCAACCUGCCCGCCGAGUACGACAAGACUGCAGGCGAAAAAGGUGACCACAACACAAAGAUUGGUCGGGCCCUGAAGUCGUUCGUCGACUGGGUACAGGCUGGAAGCCCCAGUAGGGAUGGUCCGGCGCCUUCGACCACGGCUGCUGCUGGUAUCACGAUUCAGACUAUACCACAGCAACCUGUCAGGGCCGGAAUGGUCGACGUUGGUGUUCAAACAGACAUAAGAGCACCGAUCGCUGCCACUGCCGAUGACUUUGACAGGUUGCCUGAGGACUAUUCUCAGAACCCUGGCUCGGCGCCUCAUUCCCCCGACGCGGUCAAGGACAAGGGCAAAGGCAAAGGCAAAGCAGCUCCCGAGCCUUCCGAUGACGCUGCCGAUGAGGGUGACGGUGAGAAGGCCUCAGAGACGAGGUCGGGGAAGCGCAAGCGCUCCCCAUCUCCUCCUCGUCGCGUGACAAGGUCUCGAACGAGUGGAGUCCCAUACCUCUCUGCACCAACUCCAGGUGCCCAACUCAGAGGGGACACAGCCCCCGAGGGGGCUUUUCAUCUCGCCUCUCCUCCUGCCCCUCGAGCCACAUACGUUGCCCCGACCGCCAUCGCAACUCGCACGGGCAACCAAACGUGUUCCUCACAACCACACCAGCCGAUACGCAUCGCCGACCACCGCGAACUCGCGAGCGUCGAACAAACCCACAUCAGACUGCAGCAACAGGCCGCCGGCACAAUUCCUCGCAACGGCGGCAGAAUGACUCCGCAGGUCAGAGACUUGCUGAACAGCUUCGACGACCUGCAGGCUGAUGUGGCCGAGGCACUGGGAGGUAUUGAUGCGAUUACCACUCAGGAGCUUGUCGAUGGCUUGGUGCAGGAGAUGGAGGAGAUGCGGGAGCGGUUGCGGGAGGCGAGGGGAGGGAAGGAUCGUGAUGGUGGCGGGAGUUAG